CGGCCUCAGCCCCCACACCGGGGCAUCCCUAGGGAUCCCUUCGGCCUCAGCCCCCACGCCGGGGCUUCCCUAGGGAUCCCUUCGGCCUCGGCGCCCUGUGGCCGGAGCAGACCCACUGUGCGCUGCAGAGCCCUGCCUGGCUCAGCGCACCCAGGAACUGGUUUGUGGUGCUCGCUGCAGAGAGGAGCCUGGCCUCAAAACGGGGGCGUUUUUCCUUAAAUUACCGUGAACCUCCGUGGACGGAGCUUUCUGCCAGCGCGGGGCYGGCAGCGGCCCCCGGCCCUGCAGGGCCGCAGCGGCGUGUGCAGACAGAGGAUUUAUUCUGCGCGGUUCCUGCGGCUCCACACGUCCCCUGUCGCGCUCGUGCCCGGCUUCGCUGCUGCUGAUCAAACUCGCAGCCAGUGCGACCCGCUCUUGCUCAGAGAUCCCUGUGCACGUUCUGUUAAAUGCACCGAGGUGCAGUGAGGCUCCUGGCUUUGUUUUUGGGCUCCUCAAGGUCGGAGAAAGCAGAGCAAGUGUCUGACACAAGCAGGUCCUUGAAGCUCCGUGGCACCGUGCCAAGUGCUGCCCUGAGCAGUCUCCGUUAUCUCUGUUUUCUAGCAGGCAAAAGGAAAACGGGGUAUAAACCAAAGUUCCCUGCCUUAUCGCUUUGCCCACGCKCUGCUGCCCGUUGGCGGCGGCGCUGCCGCCUGUGUUCGCUUUGCUGUGUGCUCCCUCCUUGGUUUGCUCGCUUGCUUGUGUGUUUUCAUGGUUGCUGUGUUUGUUUGUCUUCCCCAGAGAUGACACUCCUCAUGUCCCCAAUGAGCAGCUUGGAGAAAAACAGGUUCUGCAUAUAAUUGAGAAUCUGACUUCCCUGAUAAAACAGAAUUUUCCAGGAACCAAGGUCUACGCUGCCAUGGGCAAUCACGACUUCCACCCCAAGAACCAGUUUCCAGGGAAGGAGCACAGGAUCUACAACCAGACRGCCGAGCUGUGGCGCUCCUGGCUGGACGAUACCUCCGUUCCUCUGUUCCGAGCAGGCGCUUUCUACAGUGAGAAGCUGCCCAGCCCCAGUACGAGGGGGCGGAUGGUUGUCCUCAAUACCAACCUGUACUAUGACCAGAAUAACCAGACUGCUGAGGAGGAGGAUCCUGGAGGGCAGUUCCAGUGGCUGGAAGAGACACUGAGUAAUGCCUCAAAAGCAGGAGAAAUGGUCUAUAUUGCUGGCCACAUUCCUCCUGGCUUCUUUGAGAAGAAAAGAGGCAAGCCCUGGUUCCGGAGCAGCUUCAACGCGCGGUACCUGCAGAUCGUGCAGAGGCACCACCGCGUCAUUGCUGCCCAGUUUUUUGGACACCAUCACACUGACAGCUUUCGGAUGUUUUACAGUGACACAGGUUCUCCAAUCAAYGUCAUGUUCUUAGCCCCUGGAGUGACUCCUUGGAAAACUACAUUACCUGGAGUGGUUAAUGGAGCCAACAACCCUGGGAUCCGGGUAGUUGAUUAUGAUCCAGACACCCUCCAGGUGAAGGAUAUGGUGACCUACUACUUGAACCUGAGCCGCGCCAACGCGGCGGCGGCGGCGGCCUGGGAGGAGGAGUACCGGCUGACGGCGGCGUUCCAGGUGCCCGACGGCUCGGCCCGCUCCAUGCACGCGCUGCUGGGCAGGAUAGCGGGGGACGCGCGCGAUCUGCAGCGAUACUACGGGUUUAACUCGGUCAGCUACGACCUGGGCCCGUGCGAGGAGCCCUGCCGCCUGGACCACGUCUGUGCCAUCAGGGAGGUGGAUUUUGCUCGGUACGACGCGUGCAUCAAGGGCGGCAGCUCCGCCGCGGCCCCCGGCACCGCUUUCCUCCUGCUCUCCCUGCUCUCGGCUGCCCUCGCGCCCCGGCUCGGGCUCGGAAACCAAGACCAAAUCGGAGGCUUUUAACGAACACUCCCCAGGGCUCGUGUGAACACUUGGAGCGUUGGGAAGAGCAUCUUAGUGCAAGGGGAAGGGCAGCGAAGCCAUGGAGCUUCCCCAGGCCAGUCUGACCCGCGUGAGGGAGUUUCCCUUCCUUCCCGUGCCGCUUCUGAGGGGGGUUCACAGUCCAGCAGCUCCAGGCCGGGCUGCCACCCUGGUUUUAACUUGACCUCCCAGCGCAGGA
This is a messenger RNA of Nothoprocta perdicaria, 2123 nucleotides long. It is a transcript of the gene SMPDL3B, whose product is annotated as sphingomyelin phosphodiesterase acid like 3B. The record is from RefSeq and is a predicted model, not a curated record. Gene Ontology annotation, molecular function: hydrolase activity. NCBI's taxonomy places the organism in Eukaryota, Metazoa, Chordata, Aves, Tinamiformes, Tinamidae. The coding region runs from base 896 to 1906 and encodes 336 amino acids. The transcript is spliced from 6 exons.